Molecule: messenger RNA, 8912 nt
Organism: Coturnix japonica (Japanese quail)
Lineage: Eukaryota; Metazoa; Chordata; Aves; Galliformes; Phasianidae
Gene: PATZ1
Product: POZ/BTB and AT hook containing zinc finger 1
Biological process (GO): regulation of transcription by RNA polymerase II
Cellular component (GO): nucleus
Molecular function (GO): RNA polymerase II cis-regulatory region sequence-specific DNA binding; protein binding; DNA-binding transcription factor activity, RNA polymerase II-specific
Source: RefSeq, a predicted model, not a curated record
GGGGAGCAGGAGGCGGCGCGCGCCGCCGGGCGUGAGAGCGCGCGCCCCCUGCGGGCGCCAGCGGGGCGGCGCAACCCCAUGGAGCGGGUGAGCGAGGCCGCCGCCUGCGGCCCCUCGUCGGGCUGCUACACGUACCAGGUGAGCCGGCACAGCGCCGACAUGCUGCACAGCCUCAACCAGCAGCGCAAGAACGGCGGCCGCUUCUGCGACGUGCUCUUGCGCGUGGGCGACGAGAGCUUCCCUGCGCACCGGGCGGUGCUGGCCGCCUGCAGCGAGUACUUCGAGUCGGUGUUCAGCGCGCAGCCGGGCGACGGAGCGGCCGGCGGUGGAGAAGGGGGCUCGGCGGAGGCGGCGGCGACCGGCGGAGCUUCGGCGGCGGGCGGCGGGGCCCCCGGGGGGGGGCGGGAGCUGGAGAUGCACACCAUCAGCUCCAAGGUGUUCGGGGACAUCCUGGACUUCGCCUACACGUCGCGCAUCGUGGUGCGGCUGGAGAGCUUCCCGGAGCUCAUGACGGCCGCCAAGUUCCUGCUGAUGCGCUCCGUCAUCGACAUCUGCCAGGAGGUCAUCAAGCAGUCCAACGUGCAGAUCCUCGUGCCCCCCACGCGCCCCGACAUCAUGCUGUUCCGCCCAGGGGCUGCUGACCUCGGCUUCCCUCUCGACAUGACCAACGGUGCCACACUGGCACCCAAUGGCAAUGGCAUCGCAGGCAUGCCCGAAGACGAGGCCACGCGGGCUGCACUCACCGCAGCGCAGUCCUCCCUGCCCGUGCUGCAGGGCGUGGACCGCCUGCCCAUGGUGGCAGGACCCCUUUCCCCACCGCUGCUCGCCUCGCCCUUCCAGAAUGUUGCUGCUAGUGCCCCUACCUUAGGUACCAAGCGGGGCAGAGGCCGUCCCCGUAAAGCCAACCUCUUGGACUCCAUGAUGUUUGGGGCCCCGGGUGGACUGCGGGAGGCCGGCAUCCUGCCGUGUGGCCUCUGCGGAAAGGUUUUCACCGAUGCCAAUCGGCUUCGUCAGCACGAGGCUCAGCAUGGGGUGACGAGCUUGCAGUUGGGUUACAUAGACAUCCCACCCCCCAGACUGGGUGAAAAUGGCAUCCCUGGCCAGGACGACCCUGACGCACCCAGAAAAAGAAGCAGGACAAGGAAACAGGUGGCAUGUGACAUCUGUGGCAAGAUCUUUCGGGACGUGUACCACCUGAAUCGGCACAAGCUGUCGCACUCUGGUGAGAAGCCUUACUCUUGUCCAGUGUGCGGGUUACGGUUCAAGCGGAAAGACAGGAUGUCCUAUCAUGUUCGAUCCCACGAUGGCUCAGUGGGAAAGCCCUACAUCUGCCAGAGCUGCGGGAAAGGCUUUUCCAGGCCAGACCACUUGAAUGGACACAUCAAACAGGUGCAUACCUCAGAGAGACCUCACAAGUGUCAGCAGGAAAAUGGCAGCCACCAUGGAAUAAGCUCAGAGACAUCCACAGCCAUAGAAAAGUUGAAACUUCAAGAGACUUGUAAUGCUUCCUUUGCCACGCGUGAUCGACUGCGCUCACACCUAGCAUGUCAUGAAGACAAAGUUCCAUGCCAGGUGUGUGGGAAGUACUUGCGGGCAGCAUACAUGGCAGAUCAUUUGAAGAAGCAUAGUGAAGGACCAAGCAAUUUCUGCACUAUCUGUAACCGAGGUUUCUCCUCUGCCUCCUACUUAAAGGUCCAUGUUAAAACCCACCACGGUGUUCCCCUUCCCCAGGUCUCCAGGCACCAGGAGUCCAUCCCGAAUGGGGGAGCAGCAUUCCACUGCGUCAGAACCUAUGGCAUCAAAGGACAGAAAUGUUCACAUUCGGACCCGAUUGAAAGUUCCGAUUCAUAUGGAGAUCUCUCUGACACCAGUGACCUCAAGACUCCUGAGAAACAGAGCACCAAUGGGUCCUUCUCAUGUGACAUGGCAGUCAGCAAAAACAAAAUGGAGACGGAGGCAGAGAAGAAGUACCCUUGCCCUGAAUGUGGCAGCUUUUUCAGAUCAAAGUCUUAUCUGAACAAACACAUACAGAAAGUUCACGUCAGGGCCCUUGGUGGCCCACUGGGGGACCUUGGUCCUGCUCUGGGAUCCCCCUUUUCACCCCAACAGAACAUGUCUCUUCUGGAGUCAUUUGGGUUUCAGAUCGUCCAGUCGGCAUUUGCAUCAUCCUUAGUGGAUCCGGAGGUCGACCAGCAACCAAUGGGGCCAGAGGGAAAAUGAGAUCAAUUUGACCUUAAAGCAAAGCAGCAGUCUGGCUAUAAUGAUAAGAUGCUGUGAAUGAAAGAGGAAAUUAUGAUAUUUGGUUCUAUAGCUGCAGGUUUUUUUUUUAAAUUCAUUUUAGCUUCCCUCUUUGUCUCAUGCCCUACCCUACCUUUAAACCCUCAUGGGGAGAGGGAAAAAAUGCUUCUUAGCUGAUGAAUUACAGAAGAUGGUGACCUUGGUUAGGAGAUGUGAUUUAAAACACCAAAUGGAGCUAUAAAAGUUGCAGCCAGUGUUUCAUCAUGAUCUUCUAGAAUAAAAAACGAGCACUGAUCUGAGAAUUAGAGACAGUCGUAGUGACCAAGGCACAUGGGGAGUUACAGCUACAAGGAGCUGUAUUUUCUUUUCUCUCUUCUUCCUAUCUUCCCUAACCCACCCCAGAAAAACACAGUAAGUUUUGAAAACAGACCCAUUAUUGACUGAACAUAACAUUAUGAAAAAUGUCCCACGGUACCUAGCAGGUUACAAUGCAGUUGUCCUUUUAAAAACAAAAAAAAAUAAGGAAGGUGAGAGAAUUUGAACCCCGUUUACCAUUUGUGAGGCUGUGAGUGCUGCAGCAGGACAUAACUGCUGAGUAAAAUCACCAUUCAGAACAGGUUGUUUUUAUUAUUUUUAACCAUUAAACUUGCUGUCGGAUUUUUAAUUCUCUAUUAUUAUUAUUUUAGGACCUGUUGUAGUGAAUUGCUACUGAAAAGCCAGUCUAAGGCUAGACACAGAGCACUCUUAAAGCAGCAGUCACAUUAGGGUUAGUAUUCUUUUUUUUUUUUUUUUUUUUGUAGGUGUACCGUAAUGAAUAACUUGGCUAGUUGGUUGUUUUUAAGUCGAUGAAAGAAAUAGUUUUAUGGGGGGAAAAAAGGAAAAAAAAAAAAAAAAAAGGAAAAAAUACUGUUGCAGUCUGGUUGACUGGUGCUCAUUUUUCAUGUGGGACCUGGUACCAGUAUAAACAUAAUCAGCUAUCGGGUUAACACAAUGUACCACUGACUUGUUUAGUGUGAAUAAACCCAGGGGUUCACAGAGUGGUUUUGAUUUAAUUGGAUUGGACUCUAUUAAAGAAGUUAGUAUGUUACUUUACAUGCCCUUGUUUGGUCUGGUUUUUGAACAAUUUAGCCACCUGUCCAAAAGGUGUGCAAAUGAGAACCAGUAAAUAUGGUGCUAAUCCCUCUCCAUUGUACUGUACUCUCAGUGACCUGGGUUUUUUGGCUACAGUCUUGCUCUCCUGAUCUACUUUUAGUCAGGUUUGCAAACAUUUAUUUUCCAAGAAAGGUUUCUACUAUAAGAGAAUGUGAACAGUAGAUCUCUGAAAAAAAAUUGAUUACUAAAAGCGAAGAAGCAGGAUUAAUAGGCUGUUUGAGGUUCAGCUGCAUCUGAAAAUACCACUUGAGCAGAAAUAGUGCCCUUUCUUGGUCCUCCCUCUCUUCCCAUGUAAUUUUUUCAAGUUCUUUAUGUACCAAAUCCAGACAUAAGUGUUAUUUAAUUAGCUAAACACAGGGUUAUGAGUUAGGAAUAGUCUCGAGUUUUAAUUAUGGUUCUGCUAUUGAUGGUCAGAGUUGCAUAGACAAUGGCAUAAUCGUUGAAUUAAUUUCUUAAUUUCCUAUAUGUGAGAAUGUUUUUCAUCUAAUUGUUGUGAGGGUUAAUGAGCAGAGGUUUAAGGAGUGAUUUGGCAAAUUAAGCUCCUGUGUAUGCACUGAAUGUUUCUAGAAAGGACACUUGGAAGAGCCCAGGUUCAUCAUCAGACUUGCACUCUGUGAAAUAAUAGUUGUCCCAUCAUUAAUACAGUGCUGGCUCAGGAUAGACCACCACAGACCAGGAUCCUACAUCCUCUCUAACAGGUAUGUUUAUAUGAAAUGAGUGCUUGAGGCACUCUGCAUUGCCCAAGUGCUCCUAAUCUAAACUCAGCAGCUAAAACAAGACAUUGUGGGGUACAGUCCUAUUUUGGUUUCGUGUUUGAAGUGUAGAGCCCUUUGUAAGUAUAAAGGUUUUAGGAUGCCAUUCUAAACUCUACAGACUUAGAAGCAGCAGCUUCUCUCUUAAAAGAAGCUACAUUUUUAAGCUUGCUCUUGAGUAAUUUAAACUGAGGUUGAAUAAUCAAAGACUUUCUCUUUAUAGUACCAGUGCUUUCUAAAUUUGCAUAUUUCAUGUAAAAAUGGACUUGACAUUUUGCUAUUAAUUUAGGUUGGAAGACUGAAGGACAUGCUCUUCUCCAGUCAUCUUCCCCCAGAAUCCCUGGAAUAGGAGUGAGUCUCAUUUAAAGGGAAAGAAAAACAGAAAGACAACACAAAACCCCUUUAAACUAAAGUGUACUAAUAAGCUUAUUUGACCAAUAGAAACAGGUAACAAAAUCUAGAUUAUGUUGAGACAACCCUAUAAACUGCCAAGCAAUUCAAGAUUGAGCUGGCUUUCCAGUAAGCAUAACAAUUUAUUGGAAUUAGCAAAUGCAACUGCAGUCAUGCUGACUUGCAGGUAGCUGGUAUUUAGUAAUGAGCAGUGAGCCAUAGGGAAGAUUUCUGUAGAACCGAGGCUGUGAUCUGAAAGAUACAAGUUUGUGUCCUCACUGUUCCUAGCACUUGGAGAACAUGCAGUAGGCAUAAAAUCCAUUUCCAGAAUACUGGUUAUUUUUAUCCAAGUUUUACCCCCAGUGACCUCACUGUUAUUGGUGAGUUGAAUUUUGGCACCAGGUGCAUUGUAAUUUCAUUUUGAAAGCUACAGGUUUUGGCCUGAUGAAACUAAUGAAAAACCUGAAGCUGAAAAGGAAACCUUCUAAAAUACUGUACGUUUUCUUGUCAAAGAAAACACUAUGUUGUCAUGAAUGAAUUGAAUGAAAGCUGAAUGAACUGAAUGAAAGCUAUUUAAUUCUUAGUCUCAUGAACAAGGAAACAAUUUGGCAGUAAGUUAACAAUCAUGAGAUGACAGUUCUGGAUCAUUCUAGUGUAGAUGGGAGAGAUUUGCACCAACACACAGAUUAGUGCAAACAAGUGCUAACAGAUCUUCAGCAGAAAUGGAUUUUCAGAGCUCUCUCCUGUUAUAUUAUUCAGUUCUAGAUAGGAACUUACGUACAAAUUCUACACUUUGGGAAGUGUCUGCUGCUCAUAGAUCACAUAAAAGUGAUCCAAACAGAAAACUCAGUCUCAUCUGUUCAGGGCUCAAAGGGAAAAACUUCAAAUGCCUCAAGCUGCAACCUCAUUUAGAUUGUUCCUAUUCCAUUUUUAAAUGACAUGCCAGUAUAUAGAUGAUAACUAUCUUUUUUGUUAUUUGCUAGGACUGCAAUCCACUGUUGAAGUCAGUGCACUGCUCUGCAAAGGAAGGAACAUCAGUUAAUACAAAUUCUGAUAAUCAGAUUAAUAGUACUCCUUUGUAUUAUGGGAGUGCUUAAACCCCUCAACUGUGGUUCAGACCCUUCUAUAUUAGGUAUGAAAAUAUCUUCAAACCUUUAUAAUCUAGGUAUUAAUGAUAGAUAAGAAAGGAAUAGCUGUUAGCAUUUCAUAAGUGAAUGAAACAAAGUUGAAACACUAAAAAAUGUUUGCAUGUAUGCUUAAAUGUUGUGUUGAAUGCAGGGGCUCAGACUUCUCACUAGGCUUUUCUUUUUGCCUAAAGUAAGUUAUGUCCACCACAAGUGCCAGGUAAAACAAUUGAAUAUGGAUUUAUUCCAUACCGAAUUACAUUAAGUCACAUCACCUUGCAUUUAUCACAUGCUAGGUGUCUGCAGACAGACUAGUGUGACUUAUCAGACGUAUGGUAUUGUCAUGGCAUGUGAGCUCUCAGUCUUAAGUGAUUGACCUAUGAUAAUUGAUAGCAGAACCAGAAAUUGAACUCAGAUUUUCCUUCUCUCAAUCCAGUGCCUUAACUAUAAUAGGUCAAAGUAUUAUGGGGGAGGUUGUUUUUUUGUUUUUUUUUCUGUGUGUGUUUUUGAUUGUUUUUUAUUUUUAAACCUAGAACUGUAAGAUGGUGAGGAGUUGGUCUUCAUUCCAGUCUUUUAAAUAAUUGCAAAUGCCCAGUCACAGUUUUAGACCCAUUUGAGUGCCAGUGACUUAGGGAGUGUUUGUUAUUUCCCAAGUAUUCUCUGAAAUUAUUGUUUUUCCCUUAACUGCUAUCAGCAGUAAGAAAUGACUUGACUUGAAUAGAAAAGCUGUGUAACUGAAUGUCUGCCUAACUCAACUAAUGGAAUUGAUAGUAUGAAAUCUAACCUAGAUUUUGUAGGCACUGUUGUAGCUUUAGUGUCUUGUUUUUGUUUUGUUUUGUUUUUUCCCAAAAUCUUUGUUCCUAGAAGUCAAUAUUUGAAUUUUUGUCCUGAGUCUGGAGUGGGGAACCACUUUCAGCUUAAUUUUUUUUUAAGGUGCUUGCUUGAGGAAGUAGAUGCCAAAGUAAAUUUCAAAGGAACUCCAAACUUCAGUGUUGGAAGAACAAAUGGAAAGCAAGAGCUUUCUCUGGGUUUCAUGAGACAUGAGUGGACAAAGGAAAACACAACUAUCAAAAUUUGUAAUGAAACAGGAAAGGCUUUUCUGUAUCAUCCACAAAAACAGAAAUAUUUUUGAUGGUUUAGGGUGGCAGAAACUCUCAGAGCAAGUGCCAAACAAAACCAUGGAACACGUUGGCUUUUUCAGCAUUAUGAAUAUACCUUUAACAGCAUUAUGAAUAUCUUAACGUAAAUUAAGCCAGCUUUUUACCAUUCACCUUUUGCAUGGGCACAGUACAUGAGUUUUAAUUGAAUAGAACAUAAGCUCACAUUGAAUCUCUGAGCUUAUGCUCUCAAUUCCAAGCCAAGAGACAAAACAAACAAGCAAAAGGGGUGGGGGGUGGGGGGUGGGGAAGGAAAACUGUUAAAAAGAAAAGAGAUUGUGGAAGAUGCCCCUGUCUCCUGAGAGAGUCCGUCUUUUUAUCCUGCAUAUGCUUUUCUAUAUAAGAAUCUUUGGCCAUUGUGAAUGAGCCUUUGGGAAUAGAUGUGGCUUUCAGCCCGGUCUGCUGCUCUGUGUCCCUUUAAGAAAGCUGUGUGCUUAGGAGCACUGAGCCUUGGACAGAGAGGGGGGCAGUGGCUGCGCUGCAGCCUGAAGCCACUCUUUACUGUUGCAGAAUCAACAGCAGCAGCAGCAGAAACAGCACUGGCAGAAUGCUUUUCUGCCUGCUCUCCUGGUAGCUUCACCCCCAUACAUUCCUUUGCCAGUGUGUGUUCCUAUUCAGAUACACACAGUUGUACAGCUUAACAAUGCUACCUGUAAAACAAACCGGAGAACCAUUUGGCUAAAUAGAAAAAAAAACCAAAAACAAUUAAAACAAUUGUGACAUAACUGCAAAGUCCUGCAGAACAGGAGCAAGAACCCUGGCUAUAAGGAUGGGGAUGGCUGGUAUGGUUAAAGCAUGCUAGUGGAAAACCACAGUUGUUUGCUCUGUGGUAGCGGGUAAUGACUGCCUCUUUGUAACGAAUUAACACGUUAUGUCAUCUCUGGCCUCUUCCUGUGUUUAGUUCCCAUAUGAAAAAUGAGAUGAUGAUAACCUUGAGUAAGAAUGAUUCAAGUGCCAAACUGUCCUGCACAAUAGUGCUACUUAACUGUAACAACCAUUUGGCCCCACUGGCUCCAGGCAUGAUGCAAAGUUAAGCAUUCGGCUGUGUUCUUCCCAAAAGGUGAAAUACCUAAAUAAAUUUAAAGACUGCCUGGUGUGAUUGAUCUGCUCUCAGGGUUUAUGUGAAUGAAGCUUUUCCUGGGUGGCUUCUCUACUUGUACUGCAGUUUUGGAGACUGGGAAGUGCUCUGAGCUGAGAUGUGCUGAAGGAAGGAGGUAACUGGUGUCUCACUGGUGUGUAGUGACUCCCUCCUAGCUCCUGGGUUCCAUGUGGACCACGGGGUCAUUUCAAACAGUCACUGGCAGCUAGAAAUGCUCUUGAGCUUCCUGCAGCCACAUAGUGAGUGUGGGUAAGUGCUUUUGUAAUAAAUCAAUCUCAUUCCCACUAAUAGCUUUUUGGCUGCCGUGUCUACAAACUGGUGCCUUCUCCAGGCAACUUUUACAUGCCCUCUGCAGAUUUGUCAGACUGUCUGCUGGCUCUUAAGUAAUAAACCAAGCCUUGCUCUUGGGAUCAGAAUUUCUCUUCAGUACUGUUGUAAUCUAAAAGUUUGCAGCAAUUAGUGCUGAUACACUGUGUAAGAGAAAAUAAAAGGCUGUUCUCAGAUGUCCUGUAGAGAAAACAACCGAAAUGCAAGUGUGGGGAUGAGCCAGGAAGACUGGCAUCUUUCCCUGGCUGCAUGCUGUGUGGACAAGACAGUGCCUUGGAAGGGAAGGAGCAGAAAAGUUUGCCACUGGCUCUGAUGAAUCUCAAUCCUGCUUCUACUGAAGUUGUUGGGAACCCUCCCAUUAUCUUCAGUGUGAGCAAGAAAGGAUCUUAGGUGAGGAUGGAUGACUCUUUCCCUACUUGAAUGAAGUUUCUUGUCUAUUUAUGGGCCUGCUUCUAUUGAAACCGAGCCUGUUUUAGCCUUUUGGGUUCUUAGGGACCUGUUUGUAUAAAGCAACUUACCUACCUAUCUUUUUUUUUUUUUUUAAAAUCUUUUUUUUUUUCUUUUUUUCUAUUGUGUGUAUUUUUUGUAUGUUCUGUUGGAAGGUGAAGCCUCUGUAGAAGGGGAUGCAAAAACUGGUUUUUAAAUAGUAAUAAACCAAAAGAGAAUUAAACUC